GAAUCGGGGUUUUGGGUGGGUUUCUUCGCGAUCGCGAUCAUGGGGUAUGUGGGCUCCGGGAAGCGCAAGAGCCCAGUUGAGCCAGACAACGAUGAGGAAGAACCGGAAGAAGAAGAAGAAGAAGAAGAUGAAAAAGAAGAACAAAGCAUAUCGAUCGACAACUUCAUCGACGUUAGCGCCGUCAAGCGAAUGAAGAGAGGGCAACAGGAAGGAAGUCCGGAAGAAGAACAAGAAGAGGAAGACGAAAGCGAUGAUGAAGAAAAAGAGGAUGGAAGAUCCAAGCCCAGGUUUUGGACGGUGAAAUGCAAGCACGGGUUGGCGGAGGAUGCCGCGGCCUCGAUCUUUGCAAAGAUAAAUGACUCGGAAAGCACCGCUGUGCUCGUCAAGUGCGCCAUUGCUCCUGAUAAGUCGUGCGAAGGGAUUGUUAUCAUCGAGGCCGAGUCCGAAGCACACAUUCGAAAGGCAUGCCACGGCCUUAAUUUGCUACUUCUCAAGAAGAUAACUCCCGUCUCGGACGAAACCGUGCAAGAGAUUCUCCGCAAUGAGAAUCGUGAAGUACUCGUUGGCGAGAGCUCUCGUAGCGCUUGCGAGUUUUCCGUGAAGGAUUGGGUGCGAGUGAAGGGAGGGAUUUACAAUGGUGACAUUGCUCAGGUCGUGGAAGUUCGAGACCAUCUUAAAAAACUUCGUGUCAAGCUGGUGCCGAGGAUCGACGUUUGCAAGUACAAAACGAAGGGUUUUCACCUCAAGAAGAACAAGCCGGGGCUUUUCACUCCGGAACAUGCCCAGAAACUCGGUUUCCCUGUAAAGAGGGAGAAGGGAAGAACAGUCUGCAAAUCUUCCAGGAUGGAGUUCUGGGACGGCUAUCUGAUCACGCUUGUGCAGUCCAAAUCCGUGACUGCCAUCACGCCGACGAAGAGAGAGCUCGACUUCUUCAUGGAUCCGCACCAAAUCCAGGAGCCUGACGAAGAGGAAGAUUUGCGGCCGAAGAAGAAAGCCAGGAAGACUCAAAGCGCUGCGAAGGGAAAGGCGAAAGAGGAUGCUGGGAAGUCGAAGGGAAAGGCAAAGGCGAGGAGCGACGCUGGAAAAUCGAAGGCAUAUGUUCCCGAAGAACCGAGAAUCCAUGACUCCAGCCUUAAGAAGGAUGAGAAAGUCCAGGUGAUCGACGGCGAACUCCGAGGUACCAUAGGAAGAGUAACCAAAGUUGAUGGCGAUGCGGUCUACGUCUUGGCGGAUGAUCGGAAAUUUGUACGAGCACACAAGAAGCAGCUCGAGAGAGUGUACGAGGUUGCGAACCACAUCCGUGUAGCAUCCGGGGAGCACGAAGGCCGGACGGGGAUGAUAGUGAAGCUUGAAAGCGAUCACGUUGUGCUGCGCUGCGACUUGAUCACGGAAAAUAUCGAAGUGCCACGGAAAUGUCUUGGAGAAGUUCUCACGCCAUCCGAGAUAUCCGCCGGACAGUUCAAUGAAGGAGAUCUCGUGCUUAUAGACCAAUCCACUUUCGGGAUCAUUCUUAAGAUCGAGGGGGCUGAUAACUCAGUCGAGAUCCUGAAAGGAGAGAUCGAACAAGAAGUGGUGAACGUCAAGGCCAGGAACAUCCAAAAGAAACUCGUGGAUGAAAAUGCUACAGCAAGAGACGCUACCUCGAAGAUUGUUCGCCUGGACAGCAUGGUCCGCGUACAGGAGGGUCCUCUCUCGGAAAGUCGAGGCACUGUGAAACACAUCUACCAGGACUUCCUUUUCGUUCACAAUGCAGACCACGCGGAUAAUCAAGGGAACUUCUGCGCUCAUGCACGCUCUUGCGUGCUUGAAGAGGUGAAAGGUUUUCUCAUGGCGAAUUUCAAGACCGGUGCUCCUCCGAGGAAAACGCAUGAGCUGAUUGGAAAAGAGGUCAAAGUUACUCGAGGCAGCUACAAAGGCCUGAAAGGCCGAGUAGUACGCGCUUACAGAAACAUCGUGCACGUCUUUCUUCGUGCAUUGCUCAAAGAAGUCACAGUGGAAGCACAGAUCAUAGCUUCGUUGGACGGUACAGCACUGCAACAACCUCGAGGUGGUAGAAAUCCCGGGGAAAAUGGUGACAAUGGCGGUGGCUGGAACGCUGACGAUGGUGGCGGAGGCUGGAACACCGGCGGCGACGGUGGUGGUGGCGGCUGGAACACAGGCGGUGACAAUGGUGGUGGCGGAGGCUGGAACGCCGGCGGCGACAACGGUGGUGGAGUUACCAGCAACAAUGGUGGAGGGUGGAACACUGGCGACAAUGGUGGCGGAGGCUGGAACACCGAAGACGGUGGUGGAAAUGAAACUCGCGAUCAAAACGCUACUCGGGGUGGUAGCACUGGAGAAGAAACUCCUGCUAACGCUGGUGGUGAAACAAACGAGCAUGGAGGAGGAGCAAGCUCCGUUUUUGGCAUCAAUGGAGAAGAAGAUGAUCGAGUCCCUGCGAAAGGAAACGCGAGCACUGGCGGCUGUGGAGGAGGUGGCGCUGGAGAGGAGAAUGGCGAUGGCGGAUCUUCUCCAAAGAAGCGGGAUGGAGAGGAAAGCUCCAGUUUUGGCUGGGGAGGAGGAGGAACUACUGGAGAAAUUCCUGGCGCCAGUGGCAGUGCUCGAGAUCUUGGCUGGGGAGGAGGAGCAACGAUCGCUGGAGGCGAUGGUGCGGGCGUCAACAGUGGCGGCUGGUAGAGAUGGAGAUGGAGUUUUGAGAAAAAAUUAUAUAUCGGGUCUAUGGUUUUA
Messenger RNA from Selaginella moellendorffii, 2727 nucleotides. Its product is annotated as putative transcription elongation factor SPT5 homolog 1. The transcript is spliced from 15 exons. Gene Ontology annotation, cellular component: DSIF complex. Gene Ontology annotation, biological process: regulation of transcription by RNA polymerase II; transcription elongation by RNA polymerase II; regulation of DNA-templated transcription elongation. Gene Ontology annotation, molecular function: mRNA binding. The record is from RefSeq and is a predicted model, not a curated record. Lineage: Eukaryota; Viridiplantae; Streptophyta; Lycopodiopsida; Selaginellales; Selaginellaceae. Bases 40 to 2676 code for a protein of 878 amino acids.